Messenger RNA from Corythoichthys intestinalis (scribbled pipefish), 3736 nucleotides. RefSeq names its product poly(A) specific ribonuclease subunit PAN3 (gene pan3). The record is from RefSeq and is a predicted model, not a curated record. Gene Ontology annotation, molecular function: metal ion binding; poly(A) binding. NCBI's taxonomy places the organism in Eukaryota, Metazoa, Chordata, Actinopteri, Syngnathiformes, Syngnathidae. The transcript is spliced from 19 exons. Bases 162 to 2582 code for a protein of 806 amino acids. Gene Ontology annotation, cellular component: PAN complex; P-body. Gene Ontology annotation, biological process: nuclear-transcribed mRNA poly(A) tail shortening; mRNA processing.
GGCUCCCAAGCAGAGCAAGGCAGGCAGCCUGCCAGUGAGCAAAAACAACAACAGGCUACACUUUUUCUUCUUUGAUAUUAGCAAAGAAAAACGUCUGCAUGGAUGGCGACCCCAGCGAUCGCUGCUUCGCGCGUGCAAUGAUCUAAGUCCGGAAGGCAAACAUGCACCCCAGCGUGAUGACCAACGGCGGCGGUGGCGGCGCCAUGAACAGCGGACUCCCAGCUUCAGCUGCUCCGCUCGGGGGUGCUGGGAUACCCAAUGUCAAGGUGAAGUUUUGCCGUUACUACGCGAAAGACAAAACGUGCUUCUAUGGAGACGAGUGCCAGUUCCUGCAUGAGGAUCCGUCCAUGGCUAGCCUGAGCCCCGUCCCGUUGUCUCUAUCCGGGGGCGGCGGGACUCCAGGAGGGUAUUCCCUCGGCGGUUCCGCGGCCUCCUGCCCCGGCGGCGGCGGCGGCGGAGGAGGAGGAGGAACCGGUGUGCCCAAGAAGAAUGAAGCCAUGGGACCCGCGGGGAACUCUUUGGACGGGUCGUUGCUUGCCAUUCCAGGGAUGGAGGGAGCGAGUCUGAGUGACGCUAACCUCACCAAUUCCUACUUUAGCAGCAGUUUUAUUGGAGUGAAUGGAUUUGGAAGUCCAGCAGAAUCGAAAUACUCCAUGAUGCAGCGAAUUACUACCAGCAGCAGCUCUCCUAGUCUGCUCAACGAUGGUGCCAAGAAUUUCAGCCACAGCUCUCAUGACCCUGUCAACUCUCCCACUUCAUCACUGUUCAGCGAUUUUGGUGCUCUCGGCAUUUCUCAACGGAGGAAGGCGCCCAAUCCGACAGCAAGUGAGUUUAUCCCUAAGGGAGCUCCACGAAUGGCCACCAUGGCUCCAUCAUCUGUCCAGGCCUUCCCUUCACCUAUCUUUGCCCACCCGGGCAUCAGCAGCUCCACCGCGGCAUCUCUGGUUCCAGGCAUGUCCUUAUCGGCGGGAUCGUCCCCCCUUCACUCGCCAAAAAUUACACCGCACACCUCGCCCGCCCCGCGCCGCCGCAGCCACACGCCCAACCCGGUCAACUACAUGGUGCCCACCACGGCAGCUGACCAGAGCGCUCACAUCAUCCAGAAGGAGACUGUCGGGGGGACCACUUACUUCUUCACGGACAACACACCUGCGCCAAUGGCUGGCAUGGUGUUUCCUACCUACCAUAUCUAUCCCCCCACUGCACCCCACGUGGCCUACAUGCAGCCCAAAGCCAAUGCGCCGUCUUUCUUUAUGGCUGAUGAACUCCGACAGGAGUUAAUAAACAGGCACCUGAUAACCAUGGCUCAGAUCGACCAUUCGGAAAACUCAGACGUUCCAUCUGAAGUGGACAGCUACCACACCCUGUUUCCACUGGAGGCGCUGCCUCCACCUAACCGUAUGCAGAAGACCAGCAACUUCAGUUACAUCACGUCCUGCUACAAGGCAGUCAACAGCAAAGACGAUCUGCCAUACUGCCUAAGGAGGAUACACGGCUUCCGCCUCGUAAACACCAAAUGCAUGAUGCUGGUGGACAUGUGGAAGAAGAUCCAGCACUCCAACUCGGUCACCCUGAGGGAGGUCUUCACCACAAAGGCCUUUGGAGACCACUCGUUGGUGUUCUCCUAUGACUUCCACGCGGGUGCAGAAACCAUGUUCAGCAGACAUUUUAACGACCCAGCAGCCGACUCGUAUUUCACCAAGAGAAAGUGGGGACAACACGAACCUCCCCCGCCACGACAGCACGCUGGCCUGCUGCCCGAGUCCCUCAUCUGGGCCUACAUCGUCCAGCUCAGCUCGGCCCUGCGUACCAUCCACACUGCAGGGUUGGCGUGCCGGGUUAUGGACCCCAGCAAGAUCCUCAUCACGGGCAAGACUCGGUUACGUGUGAACUGUGUCGGCGUGUUUGACGUCUUAACGUUUGACAACAGCCAAACAAACCACAUGGCCCUAAUGCCGCAAUACCAGCAAGCUGACCUGGUGUCGCUGGGAAAAGUCGUGCUGGCGCUAGCCUGUAACUCGCUAGCCGGCAUUCAGAGGGAGAACCUGCAGAAGGCCAUGGAGCUGGUGUCUAUCAACUAUUCAUCAGACCUCAAAAAUCUUAUACUAUACCUGCUGACUGAACAGUCCCGCCUGCGCAGCGUCAAUGACAUCAUGCCGAUGAUAGGAGCCCGAUUUUACACGCAACUAGACGCGUCGCAGAUGAGGAACGAUGUCAUCGAGGAGGACCUGGCCAAGGAGGUGCAAAAUGGCCGCCUCUUCCGCCUGUUAGCCAAAUUGGGCACCAUCAACGAGAGGCCCGAGUUCCAGAAGGACCCCACGUGGUCGGAGACGGGUGACCGAUACCUACUCAAGCUUUUCCGGGACCACCUCUUCCACCAGGUGACCGAAUCCGGGACGCCGUGGAUCGACCUCAGCCACAUCGUCUCUUGUCUCAACAAACUGGACGCGGGCGGUCCGGAAAAGAUUAGCCUGGUGUCACGGGACGAAAAGAGCGUACUGGUGGUGACCUACUCGGACCUGAAGCGCUGCUUCGACAGCACCUUCCAGGAGCUGCAGGCGGCCGCCUCCGGUAACCUGUAGCGGGGCCCCCUACCGGCCUGGCGGGCGCACUACUUUUGCACUACUGCGGGCCAUCCACCGGGUAAGCGGGCCUGCGAACUGGCGAGACAUUUCAACAUCAGCAUUUUUAGCAGGAGGCCUCAGUCGCAUACACUGUCCACCCGGGAAGGCUUUUGUUUCCCCUCUAAAGUGUAUUUUUUUUAGUGUUUCCUAAAAAAACAACAACAAAAACCUGCAAGCUGGAAAAAGGAUAAGUGACGGACGCUCGGAAUGGCGAAUGAUGACAUUUUUUUUUUUUAAUUUUGGGGAACAAACCAAUGCAAACCUUAGGGUUUUUGAACAGGUUUUCCUGCUUUUAUUGUUUCUUUCUACCGCUGUGUGUGUGGGGGGGACGGUAAGGGCGUAUCGUGGGUACUUUUCACAAGAGGAUGCACUAAGAUUUUAAUUUUUCUGGGAUUAUUUUUUUAUGUGUGAAUGAAUACAAGGUGUACAGAGAGACACACACAAAGAUUGACUUCUGAUGACGUGGAACCAGCCGUUUUCUAUUAGAAGCUUUUUAAACUGGGCGCCCAACCCCUGCCCAAGGAUAGGAAAAACCACUGGGGUAAGGUUCGGAAGGGUGGUCCUAAUUGCUUUAGGUUAACGGACGCUUUGGUGACAAGCCCACCACCCUUGUUUGGCAGCUGCCUCAUUUCAGAAUGUCGCCCGCUCUUUUUUUUUUUGUUUUAGAAAAAGCAUUUUUUUUGUGUGAGUUUUUGCCGAAGCGGGAGGCUAACUUUCUUAUCUGUGGACCAAUGUAAGCAGGAAUGAAGAGACACAAUGGUGAAAAAGAUGGAUCCCCCCCUCAUAUGUACUAUCCCGAUAAUUGAAUGUGAUUGGCCGUCAUUGGUCAUGAUUGUCCAGCCCCCUUAUCCUGUAUCAGACCCAAAUAGGAAUGAAUUGGCUAGUUGGUGGGGGUGGUGAUUGUGUUAGAUAAUGUACUAACCCAGACAUAUUUGGUGAAUGUGGUGCUUUCGAACCCCCGACACACACGCGCACACCCUUGCCCACUCCUCACACACACUCCACAACCAACAUCUUAGUAUGUUUUUUUUUUUGCCCUUUGUGUUACAAUGUCUCAAACUUUGUAAUAUUUGUGUGUACAGCAGUAUUUUAAUAAAGAAUUCCGAAAGAUA